AUGGUUCUUUGCCGUCUAAGACUAUUCACUAAGGUUUGCAUCAUUCCUCAGAUACCAAUUGCCUCAAGGUUGACGCACUUUAGACCAAGAUUUGGAAUGAUAUACAGAAGUUCCUCAUCUUUAUCACAAUCAUCAAAUUCAUUUAAACGAUUAAAACUAUCACAUCCAGAAUAUGAUGAAUUAGAUAAACUUUUAUCAGACUCUGACGGUUGGGAAGAUAUCGCGGAAGUUAAGCUUAAAGAAUCAUCGAACAAUAAUAAUAGCAAUAAUAACGAUAAAGAUUACGAUGAUGAUGAUGAUUCUUUGAUUGAACUAUUUGAAAGACCCCUGACUAAAGACCCACCGAAAUCCUUAUUAGGUGCCUCCAGUAAAUCGCGAUCAAAUCUCCCGUUUAAAAGUCCAGUAAUUCCCAAUGGGACUAAAAACCUGGAACCAUUGGGUGCUAGUACUCAAAAGACUGUCUUCCCACAUCAGGAACAAUAUAAGGAGGAGCAUCCCAAAGAAGAACCUAAUAAAGAUGUCAAACAAGAAGUGAAAGAUGAACAAGAAAGUGUGAAACAAGAGGAUUCUAAAGUGGAUGAAUCUAGUAUACAUAUGGUAGAGGAAAAGAAGAAGGUACAAUAUGGUGAGAAAUUUGCAUUGUUAACUCAAAGGGAAGGAUUUUCAGAUACUGAAAGUUUAAGCGCUAAAUUGAACUUAGCACCCUCUACUAAAGUUGUCGUUCCAAUUAGGUUGAGUAAAGAGCAAGAAGAUGUGAUUCAUUUAGCUAAGGCAGGUCACAACAUCUUUUACACUGGUAGUGCAGGUACUGGUAAAUCUGUGCUUUUGCGUGAAAUGAUUAAAGUUCUUAAAAGCACGUUUGGUUCAGAUGGUGUUGCCAUAACUGCAUCCACGGGGCUGGCGGCUUGUAACAUUGGAGGUAUAACGGUUCAUUCAUUUGCAGGUGUUGGUUUAGGCAAUGGUGAAGCUGAUAAGUUGUGUAAAAAGGUGAGACGAUCUAAAAAACAUGUACGUCGUUGGCAAGAAGUAUCUGCAUUAGUUAUUGAUGAAAUCUCAAUGUUGGAUGGUGAAUUAUUGGAUAAAUUAAAUUAUAUUGCAAAAAAGAUAAGGCGAAGUGACCUACCAUUUGGUGGUAUUCAACUUAUAUUUUGUGGUGAUUUUUUUCAACUACCACCCGUUAAUAAAAAUGAUGAUAAGCAAACUAAAUUUGCAUUUGAAUCCACUAUUUGGAAAGAUGGUAUAGAUGUGACUAUUAUGUUGGAAAAAGUCUUUAGACAACAAGGUGAUACAAAAUUUGUGGAAAUGUUAAACAAAAUGAGAUUGGGCCAAAUUGACGAGGACACUGAAAUGGAGUUUAAAAGAUUGAAUAGACCAUUGCCUGAAGAUGAAAUUAUACCGGCAGAGUUAUACAGUACGAGACAUGAAGUUGAAAGGGCCAAUAAUUUUAGGUUAAAAGGGUUGCCUGGUAAAAUACACCUUUAUCAUGCUAUAGAUGGUGGUUCUUUAGAAGAUCAAAGUCUAAAGGACAAAUUGUUGCAAAAUUUCCUUGCACCAAAGGAACUCAGUUUGAAAGUUGGCGCCCAGGUUAUGAUGAUCAAAAACAUUGAUGCUUCGUUGGUCAAUGGAUCCUUAGGUAAGGUGAUUGAUUUCAUGGAUCCUGAGACAUACAUGUUUUACGACACUAUCGUCAAGCAUCCUGAGAUUGAUAGUGAUAGUUUGGAAGGCCUUAGGGAUCCUGAAUUUCGAAAAAGAUAUUUCAAAGAACAAAAAAUGUAUGAAGAUGAUGAACAACAAGUACGGAAUAAAGGAUUGAAAGAUGCAUUUUCCAAAAAUGGAUUAGAAGAACCAUCUUUUGAAUUAGGUGAUACAAUUUUUGAUUUUUUAAAAAACUCGGCUUCUGAUGGUGAAGAAGAAAGAUCGAAUAUAGAGAGGAAAAUGAAUUUGAUACAGGAAAUCCAUAAAAGUUCCAAAUCGGGAAGAAAGUUGCCACUUGUGAGGUUUAAAACAACUGAUGCCGGUUCAAGAACAGUUUUGGUAGAACCUGAAGAUUGGGCCAUUGAAGAUGAGAAUGAGAAACCACUUGUCUCGCGAGUUCAAUUGCCGCUGAUGCUUGCAUGGUCACUGUCCAUCCACAAAUCUCAGGGACAAACACUACCUAAAGUCAAAGUGGAUUUAAGAAGAGUUUUCGAAAGGGGACAAGCUUAUGUUGCUUUAUCAAGAGCAGUUUCACGGGACGGAUUACAGGUUCUAAAUUUCGACAAAACUAGGAUUAAAGCACAUCAAAAAGUCAUUGAUUUUUACUCUACGCUAUCUUCAGCGGAGCAGGCAAUCAAGGCAAUCGAAUCUUCAGGCGCAGCAAAGAAAAAGGGAAGACAGAGAAGAUUAGACUUUGCCCCAGAUCGUCCAGUAGGUCAUAGGAGAACCAAGGACUCGAAAUCAAACUCAGCAACUCCUGCUCCUGUUGUUCCGGAUAGAAUAAUGUCUAUGCUUAAACGCAAGACGGAGAAACAACCGUCCGGGAAUGAAUCUAAUGGGAUGCCAUUAUUCAAAUCUGAUGUUGAUGUAGAAAAUCUCGAUGAUAGAAACAUGUUUUGA
Zygosaccharomyces rouxii is the source of this 2595-nucleotide messenger RNA. It is a transcript of the gene PIF1, whose product is annotated as DNA helicase PIF1. Gene Ontology annotation, biological process: DNA repair; telomere maintenance. The record is from RefSeq and is a predicted model, not a curated record. The coding region runs from base 1 to 2595 and encodes 864 amino acids. Lineage: Eukaryota; Fungi; Ascomycota; Saccharomycetes; Saccharomycetales; Saccharomycetaceae. The transcript has a single exon. Gene Ontology annotation, molecular function: DNA helicase activity; ATP hydrolysis activity.